Schizosaccharomyces osmophilus is the source of this 1935-nucleotide messenger RNA. RefSeq names its product BRCT domain protein Mdb1 (gene mdb1). Bases 1 to 1935 code for a protein of 644 amino acids. Lineage: Eukaryota; Fungi; Ascomycota; Schizosaccharomycetes; Schizosaccharomycetales; Schizosaccharomycetaceae. The record is from RefSeq and is a predicted model, not a curated record. The transcript has 4 exons.
AUGGAGAUUCAAAUCGGGGAUAGACGACAAAACCUUUAUCGAUAUGGGGGAUUUAUAAACGUUUACGAUUAUAAUGUGAAUCAAUUUGAAAGUGCAGACUCUAUUGCCGAAAUAUAUAUUCAAGAUGGCCAGGUAUUCUUUCGCAACAUUCAGUCUAAGGCAACUUUUCAAACAAUCCGAUUGCUUCCUUCGCCUAGUGAAAAAAAGUUCUUUUAUUAUAUUCCCUUGAAUGAAACACUGUAUAUUAAUGACAUAAAAACGACCGUUUUACCUACAAGUUCAUUUACAUCUUCCGAAGGUGUUAAUAAUAGUUUUAAAACGGGGACUACGACAAUUCCAAAUACACCACAAAAGCCUUCUCAGCCUGAACUAACUUCCCUCACAGAGCCCAGGGUAAACAAGCCGUUUGUUUUUGACACAAAAUCUGAAAGUAAACUUCAACCGGUAUGGGGAAAACAAAAGUCGACUCCUUCCGGUCAGCUCUCGCAUAUUGCUUCGGAAACGACGACGCUUGAUUUGGAAAGAGCGUUGUUUGAUCAGAAUAUACCGGAAUCCCAAUCGAAUGAAAAAAACUCCACGGACGCCCCAGUAAAUGAAACAACGAUGCCUGCGAAAAAUGAGGAAGAGACAGAUUCCAACCAAAAUCAAGAUACCGUAUCUUCAGUUUAUGAUUCUGACCUAAAAGAAAAUGGUGAAGCUGAUGAAGGAAGAAUUGAUCGGGUGGAAUCCAAUCAUUCUUUCGAGCAAGCGGCCGCUCCAGGAUCCGACACAAUGAACGAAGAAGAAAACAAUAUACCCUCUACCCCUGCCGAAAUAAAUAUAUUUGAAAACAGAGAAUCACCAGAAAAAGUAGACCAGCAAUUUGCUAAGGAAAGGAUACCAUCACAGGAAAAGCAAGGAAAAAUUAUUUACGAUCAUCAACAGACAGACCCUGAUACAACAGAAUCAGAAAGUAAUUCAAACAAAGAAGAAGCUCAUAAUGUGGAAAAAGUUCCAGAAUAUGUCGCUGCUGAUGUAUCGAAUCCAAGCCCAGCGAGAAAAAAGGAUAUUGAAGAAAAUCAAGAGGAAGUACAUACAGGUCAGCAAAUCCUACAGGAAACAGAAGAAAAUGAAACAAAAGAUGUAGAGGGACAAGAGCAAGAAAAAGAGGAGGAAGAGAUUCCUCUGACGAAUUAUACGUUUCCAUCGUCCGCUGGAUCAAAUGAAGAACAUGAACACAAGGGUUCUCAAUUGCAUUCGGAGGGAAUCAAUAUUGUUACUUCAAGCUUUAAUUUAACAAAACCCAUGCAAGCUUUUGCGAGAAAAAAAGCUAUCAAAAUUCAAGAUUCUGUUACGGACGCAACAAAUUGUAUUAUUCUUGGGUCUCCACCUCUUCGCAGAACGCAUAAAUUUUUGUUGGCAACUUCUCUUGGAAAACCAGCAGUUUCUUCUAAGUAUAUACUGGAUUCUAUGAAAGAAGGCUCGCUACUAAAUUACAAUGAUUAUAUAUACGAAGACCAGCAGGCAGAAGAAAAAUGGAAGUUUUCAUUGAUAAACGUUCACAAAAGGCAUUGUUUAGAGGGAUUGAAGUUUUAUAUUACCACAGCUAUGCGGAGUUCCAUGGUAGGUGAUUCUCUUCAAGGACUAUACUCCAUCAUUCAAACAUCUGGUGCCAAAAUUGUUGAAGACAUACAAGAAGCUCAGAACCCACAAGUGGUAAUUUUGGGCUUACCGGCAAACGAUGCAGAGGGUUACAACAUGUUUGCUACGGGUCUACGCGUGUUUAAAAUGGAGAUAAUAGCGCUUUCUAUUCUUCGUGAUAGAAUUGAUUUUGACGAGUUUGUUAUUGAUUAUUCUCAAAAGAGCGUACCCUCCACUGGAUCGUCCGGACGAAGCAGAAAGCGCAGUUCUCGAACUUCUUUUAGCAAGUCCAGAACAAAAGAACAAAAGACUUGA